Pichia kudriavzevii is the source of this 1593-nucleotide messenger RNA. RefSeq lists its product as uncharacterized. Gene Ontology annotation, biological process: GPI anchor biosynthetic process. Gene Ontology annotation, molecular function: hydrolase activity. NCBI's taxonomy places the organism in Eukaryota, Fungi, Ascomycota, Pichiomycetes, Pichiales, Pichiaceae. The transcript has a single exon. Gene Ontology annotation, cellular component: endoplasmic reticulum. The record is from RefSeq and is a predicted model, not a curated record. Bases 1 to 1593 code for a protein of 530 amino acids.
AUGUGGCUGAAAGCUAAAAACAGACACAAUAGUAGAGGUGGAUUGGAUAUUAGUGGAUAUGAAGAACAAAAGCUGGAGAAUUUGAAACCGAGCUCAACCAAAAGCAGAAGCAAAAGAUCCUGGUUUAUCCAGCACAUCAGAUGGAAGCAGCUGAUUAUUUUGUGGGUAAUCUCUCUAAUUAUUGUGAAUUAUUUUGAGAGAGUAAAGCCUUACUAUACUUUGAAGAAAUGCAUGUGGAAGAAAUGGGAAGAUUGGCCAAGUGAAUCAGAUCCUCACCAUACAGUUAUAAUCGGCGAUCCUCAAAUAGUCGACGAAUACUCGUAUCCAUCUCGUGGCUGGAUAGGAAUGAAGAUAACACAGUUUUUCAGUGAUAAUUAUCUACACAGAAAUCACAAUCUCAUAAACAGAGUUUUGAAACCUGAUAGUAUAAUUUUUUCUGGAGAUUUAUUUGACGGUGGAAGAGAAUGGAAUGAUACCAGAUGGAUCAAAGAAUAUAAGAGAUUCAAUAAUGUUUUUAAUCCACUGGAAGGCGUUCGACAAUUCCGACAAAUACCAGGAAAUCAUGACGUUGGAUUUGGAAAUGGUGUUGAUUUUGCCAAAUAUGCUAGAUUUAAAGCUUAUUUUGGUGACGCAGAUGAAGUAGUCACACUGGGUAACCAUUCCAUUGUGCUAAUUGAUACAGUUUCCCUCUCUUGCUCUGAAGACGAAAAUGUAAGUAAGAGAUCCAGAGAAUUUUUGGAUAGUUUCAAGGAGUCCAGUCCUUAUAAACAACAUCCAAGAAUUGUCUUCUCUCAUGUUCCACUAUAUAGAUUCAAUGAGUUUCAGAAAUGUGGAAAUUUAAGAGAAUCCAAAUCAAAGUUUCCUGUUGUCAGAGGGAAACAAUACCAAACUGUUUUGGAAUACCAACUAAGCACUGAAAUAUUGAAUAAUAUUGAACCCAUAAUGCUUUUCUCUGGGGAUGACCAUGAUUAUUGCCAUGUACGCCAUCCAAUUUCAAGCAAUGCCGAGCAUACACAAGAUAAAUUCACAUUCACAGAAAACGACCAUCCGGGCGUCGAAUAUGCAGAUGAAGUCACUUUGAAAGUAUCAUCAAUGACAGGCGGAAUAAAGCGUCCCGGUAUUCAGCUACUCAGUAUGUGGAACCCAGGUGGUGAGGAGAACUUAACAUGGAAAAGCACUCACAGUGGCCUGAAGACAGUAGAUUCUAAGACUGCAAAGACACAUUUAUGCUACCUACCGUCAGGAUUGCAGCCUCUUAUUCAUUAUGCCACUUUUGUUGCAUUGGGUAUAUUUUGGAUUUAUGUUUGUUCUUUUAAUGUUAAUCUAGGGCGGAGGCUACAUUCAAGUUUUAAGAAAGGUCUACAACGUUUUGUAGGGAUUUUGGGGAAAAUAUAUAGAGGAGGUAGUCAAAGUGUUGAACUACCUCAUUUAAAAGGCAAAAAGCCACCAUCUUUAUUGAAAAGAUAUGUGGACUCCAUCAUUAUCGAAUGGGAUAUAGAGAGAGAAAAUGAUUUUACUACAUUUUUGGCUAAUUCUUUCAUUUUUGUAGCUACUCUUUUUUUCACAUUAUUAUGGUAUUUUAAUUCUAUAUAA